CCUCCCUCCCUCCCUCCUCUCUUUAUUUCUCUUGGUUUCUCCGCCUCUUCAUGGGAAGAUGAACAACAAAUCCAGCUCCGCCGAAGCCUUUCUCCCGUCGAUGAUGUCCUUUUCUGGGCUGGAAGGCAGCAGCCAAAAGCAGCACCAUAUCUGGGACUGGGAGACCAGCUCCCACAACCCCAACACCACCAUCCCCAGCACCACCUACGAACUCCAGGACCAUGCAGUCUUCCCCUGCGUGCCCUUGCCGGACUGCCCACCGCCUCUCCUCCCCAUGAGCAACUUCCACUUCUACUCGCCGCCGCCGAUGCCCGACUACCCCGUGGUUCUGAUCAAAAGGGAAGACGGCACGGGCGGCUGCGGCCGAAUCGGGCUAAAUUUGGGCCACCGGACCUACUUCUCGUCCGGUGAUGCACUUGCGAUCGACUGGCAGCUCUCGAGGUCGACUCUGAACAAUCAUCAGCCGCGGUGCCAGGCCGAGGGGUGCAAGGCUGACCUCUCCGGGGCGAAGCACUACCACCGCCGCCACAGAGUGUGCGAAUUCCACUCCAAGGCCACCGUCGUCAUCGUCGGUGGGUUACAGCAACGUUUCUGCCAGCAGUGCAGCAGGUUCCAUGUGUUGGCAGAGUUUGACGAGGCCAAAAGAAGCUGCAGAAAGCGCCUAGCUGACCACAACCGCCGGAGGAGGAAGCCUCAACUCCCAACCACCACUACCACAGAGUCGUCACCAUCCGAGAACACCACCACCAACUCCUCUGAGAAGGCCACCACAGACACUCCAGCCAUGAAGACCACAACAGGAACAAUGUGCACCAAGAUCCAUCAACAGUAUCAGAACAAGGGAAACCUGCUCAGGAAUGGACCAGUUUUAUCUCUUGCAGGCGCUGCAGUGGCCGAGGAAAAGGUCUUACAUCAGCAGCAGCAGCAGCAGCCGUCCUCCUCCUCUUCAGCAUUCAACAACAACGACGACGACGACGACAGCUGCCUCCACCACCACAACCUCUUCUGCUCCAGUUCUCAUGAGCCCUUCCAGGCCACCGGAGGGGGGUCAAGCCAAAGCCUUUCCGAUCACCACCAGGGCAACAUCUUCCACCACGGCCAGGCUUCCUUUGAGGUGGACUACAUGUGAUCGGUGUGUUGGAUAUGGAUGAAUCAUGCAUGCAUGACGAGCACACUAAGGGGCUUGUAUCAGUUCUUCUUCUUUCUUCUUCUGGGAAUAAUGUUUUGCUUCUGAGAAACUACCUAGCAGUGUGCAGAGAAGUCCUGUGGAGGACGUUUCUCUUCCUGGAAUGAUUCCAAUUGCAAGAGAUGAUUCUUGUAUUCAUUAACAUCUAU
Musa acuminata subsp. malaccensis (wild Malaysian banana) is the source of this 1335-nucleotide messenger RNA. RefSeq names its product squamosa promoter-binding-like protein 10. The record is from RefSeq and is a predicted model, not a curated record. Lineage: Eukaryota; Viridiplantae; Streptophyta; Magnoliopsida; Zingiberales; Musaceae. Gene Ontology annotation, cellular component: nucleus. Gene Ontology annotation, molecular function: DNA binding.